Messenger RNA from Komagataella phaffii GS115, 306 nucleotides. RefSeq lists its product as uncharacterized. The record is from RefSeq and is a predicted model, not a curated record. Lineage: Eukaryota; Fungi; Ascomycota; Pichiomycetes; Pichiales; Pichiaceae. The transcript has a single exon. Bases 1 to 306 code for a protein of 101 amino acids.
AUGUACCCAUUUCAGACAAUACUAAUAGGGCUGAGUGAAACAGGUAGGCAAAAAUCAAAUGAUCGAAAUUUUGACGCAUGGAUAGGGAAAAAGAGGGUCGUGUGUGUAUUUUUUUUGAUAGGAAUCAUCCAGGGGUCUCCCGUGGUGAUCCUUGAUUCUCAAUUUAAAGUUUGCGAGGCAGCUUUAUCACAAAUUUUUCGCAUCGGAACACUUUUCCGUCGCUUGUGGGCUAUUUCUUGCAACAACUCUCAGAUACGCGAGUCCUUCCUUGUAUUUCAAAAGGUAAACAGUCCUGAUUGCCAUUGA